ACAUUCUUUUCAAAACACGUGUUUACGUGUUGAGCUCAUGCAGGGCUCUAUUUUAUUUAUAAGUGUAACAAAAUAAACAAAAAUGAGUUUGUACAACUUCAAAAAAAUCGCUGUGGUCCCCACAGCAAAGGACUUUGUGGACAUAAUAUUGUCCAAAACACAAAGGAAAACACCGACAGUGGUACACAAACACUACAAGAUAUCAAGGAUUCGUGGGUUUUAUAUGAGAAAAGUGAAAUUUACGCAACAGAACUUUCACGACCGUCUUUCUAGGAUUAUUCAGGAAUUCCCCAAACUAGAUGAUGUGCACCCGUUCUAUGCAGAUCUUAUGAAUGUAUUGUAUGACAAGGAUCACUACAAGCUUGGUCUCGGACAACUGAACACCGCCAGACAUCUUAUUGACACCGUAGCCAAGGACUACGUCCGCCUGCUGAAGUACGGUGACUCUCUGUACCGAUGCAAGCAGCUGAAGCGCGCGGCCCUCGGUCGCAUGGCAACCAUCAUGAAGCGACAGGCCGCAAACCUCACUUAUUUGGAACAGGUCCGACAACAUUUAGCCCGUCUGCCGUCCAUCGACCCUUACACGCGCACCAUCAUCAUCUGCGGGUUCCCUAACGUCGGCAAGUCCAGUUUCAUAAACAAGAUAACACGAGCAGAUGUAGAAGUACAGCCUUAUGCGUUCACAACGAAGAGUUUGUACGUCGGGCACACAGACUACAAGUAUUUGAGGUGGCAGGUGAUCGACACGCCGGGCAUCCUGGACCACCCGCUGGAGCAGCGCAACGUGAUCGAGAUGCAGGCCGUGACCGCGCUGGCGCACCUGCGCGCCGCCGUACUGUACGUGCUCGACCCCUCCGAGCAGUGCGGACACAGCAUCGAGGAACAGAUAUCUCUGUUCGAGAGCAUUAAGCCUCUAUUCAGCAACAAGCCGCUGAUAGUAGUCCUGAACAAGAUGGAUGUCAUCAAGCCCGAGGAUCUGCCCGAAGGCAAGAAGCAACUCAUCGAAGACCUCAUGCUGAGCUGCUCUAAGGGUAACCUGGUCAACGCGGACCCCAACUCGGACCUCUCGGUGGUCCCCGUGAUGCGCAUGUCGACCAUGACGGAGGAGGGCGUGCAGGAGGUCAAGAUCGAGGCCUGCGAGCGGCUGCUGGGACACAGGGUUACCGAGAAGAUGAGAACCAAGAAGGUGGACGGCAUCCUGAACCGCCUCCACGUGGCAGUCCCCGCGCCGCGCGACUCCAAGCCGCGGCCCGCCGUCAUCCCGCCCGCCGUCGCCAAGAAGAAGCAGAUGCUAGCUGACAAGGCGGCUCGCAAGAGGAAGCUGGAGAGAGACAUCGAGCUGGAGGAGGGAGACGAUUAUGUACUCGACCUCCAGAAGAACUACGCGGAGAUCCCGGAGGAGGAGCGCCACGACCCGAUCCCGGAGUUCUGGGAGGGACACAACAUCGCCGACUACAUCGACCCGGACAUCUUCGACAAACUGGCCGAGCUUGAGAAGGAGGAAGACCUCCGCAUGGAGGGAGGGCUCUACGCCGUGCCCAAGAUAGAGCUGGAUGACACCAUGAAGGAGAUCAGAGAGCUGGCGCGCCAGAUACGCAACAAGAAGGCGAUCCUGAAGGACGAGUCUCGCCUCGUGAAGCAGUCCACGAAGCCGGUGAUGCCGCGCAACUCCCGCGCCAGGGCCAAGGACCGCUCCACCGCCAAGCUCAGGGACGAGAUGGAGAAACUCGGAGUGGAUAUGUCGGAGACCAAAGAGGCCCACUUCACUCGCUCCCGCGGCCGCUCCCGCUCCCGCUCGCAGUCCGCGCCCGCCGCCAAGAGGCAGAAGAUCGAGGAGAGAGGACGCUCCGUCAGCAAGCCCGCCAGGGACACUACCGGCGUUGGAAAUGCUGUUAUGCAACAGAAAGCCAAGAAGCUGGCUCACGUGGCGAUAGCGAAGAAGACCAAGCGUAUGGGUCUCAAGGGAGAGGCCGACAGAUUUAUCGGAACCAAGAUGCCGAAACAUCUGUUCGCCGGCAAGAGAGGCGUCGGCAAGACGGACAGACGAUAAGACAACAUAUUAUAUGUGUAUUAGUGUACUUGGUAUUGUGUGCGGUGAUUAUAAACUUGUGGUAUAUACAUAUGUGUGUUAAUUAAAAUGAAUUGCCGUUCGUUUGUCUCGAUAAAGCUCGAGAACGGCUCAACCGAUUUGGCUAAUUUAUUUUAGUUUUUUUUAUUGAAAUAUUCGUAGCAAUCCAGAGAAGGUUUAAA
This is a messenger RNA of Trichoplusia ni (cabbage looper), 2250 nucleotides long. It is a transcript of the gene Non1, whose product is annotated as nucleolar GTP-binding protein 1. The coding region runs from base 83 to 2050 and encodes 655 amino acids. The record is from RefSeq and is a predicted model, not a curated record. Gene Ontology annotation, molecular function: GTP binding; RNA binding; GTPase activity. Gene Ontology annotation, biological process: ribosomal large subunit biogenesis. NCBI's taxonomy places the organism in Eukaryota, Metazoa, Arthropoda, Insecta, Lepidoptera, Noctuidae. The transcript has 15 exons. Gene Ontology annotation, cellular component: nucleolus.